UGGAAGAAGGCAAAACAAGUGUCAUUUGCCAACAGGUCAUCAGCUAGGUUGCUAGCUAGUUAAUUAGCUAACUAUAAAAGACGUAUUCUGUCAUGGCUGCAGAUAACAACAUGUUUCUUAGAGCCAGAGAUCGGACCUAUGCUGGGCUUACUGAAGAUGAAGAGAGAGAGUGGAAGGGCCCAUUCUACUUCAUCCAGGCGGCAGACCCUCAGCUAGGCCUGAUGAAGGCCUGGAAGGUGGGUGACUGUGAUGGUGGAGGGGACGAAUGGGCAGACGAGGUCCGCCUCACCAAGCAGGCAGUGCAGGCGGUGAACAAACUGAGCCCGAGGCCACGCUUCAUGGUGAUAUGUGGAGACCUGGUUCAUGCUAUGCCAGGCACGGAUUACAGGGAGGAGCAGGAGAGGGACCUGAAGGAGGCCUUGAAAGGCAUAGACCCCGGCAUCCCGCUGGUGUUCGUCAGCGGCAACCACGACCUGGGGAACACCCCCACGCCCGAGACCGUGGAGCUUUACCGGUGCGGGUGGGGCGACGAUUACUUCAGCUUCUGGGUGGGCGGAGUGCUGUGUUUGGUGCUGAACUCGCAGCUGUUCUUUGACGGAUCGGCCUGCCCCGAGCAGAGGGACGCCCACGAGGCCUGGCUGGAGGAGCAGCUUCAGAGGGCCGCACAGGGCCCCUGCCACCACACCCUCAUCUUCCAGCACAUUCCCCUCUAUUUGCGCUCCCCGGACGAGGAGGACGACUACUUCAACCUGCAGAGAGCCGUGAGGGAGAGCCUCAUGAAGCGAUUCCAACAGGCAGGAGUGAAAGCAGUCUUCUCUGGACACUACCACCGCAACGCAGGGGGGUUCCACAAUGGCCUGGACAUGGUGGUGAGCUCAGCCAUUGGCUGUCAGCUGGGAACAGACCCCCAUGGAGUGAGGGUAGUUGUUGUGACGGAGAAGGGAGUGGUCCAUCGCUACUACAGUCUGGAUCAGCUGAGUGAAAGUGGUAUGGAUGAAGAUCUGAAGAAACUACUAGCCUGAAGCAGUGACUGUGCACAGUGCAUUCAGCCAAUGGCAGUCUGGAUCAGCAUCCCGAAGAGCACCUGUGUGAAUUCCAUCACUGAGGAGGGCUGCCUGUGGUCUGAGACCUGGCACUUACGUUAAGGAAACCCUAGCCUCACCAUCUUCUGGAUCAUUCCGUUAGAUGUGAUCAGUAUAUUAAUAUGGCAAUUCAAUGCUCGCCUAUGUUUGUGUGAACAACAACAGUCCUAGAGGAAUCCCAGAGGAAUCCACAUUUAACUAUCAUCCACAGAACGAUGUCCAGCCAAACAAUACAUGAUAAAAAUGUGAGAAAAUGUGAUUUGUUAGCGGCUGUUUAGAAACAUUCAAUAAACAGCUUUCCUUUCAUCAGAGGCUUUUCUCGUCAGCUGGUAAAGAAUAUUGCACAUGCUCUCAGGUUAUGCAUUUAACUUUUUAUGAUUAAAACGAAACUAAACAGUUCCUUCGGGUUGGUGGCCAGGGACAUGUUUAUGUUAUCAAUGGUUAUGUUACAUUAAAUUGCAAAUAUACUUUGUGACUUGCAGUAUUGGAUGUACAUCUUCAGCUAACAGCAUUUGUCUGCCGUAUACCCAUACUGAUGUACUUUUGCAAACAGGAGAGUAGGGGGAGUGAAUUUGCCAUGGAAACAAAUACAAUGCACAGCCUGGAUGAACAUGAGUGAGCACUUAUUCGAAAGCAAGACUGUCAAAGGCAUUUGUUUUGACCUCAUUUCACAUUCUAGUGGAUUACUGUCGCUUCACAAAGACAAUCUUUAAAUAGUAGGAGCAAACACAAAACUUGGAACAGGGUACUUUAUCAAGAUUAUAGUAUGAAAGUAGCCAGCCAGAACACUUCUGUGUCCUGACAAUUAUCUUUUUUUCAUUCUUUCUGUGAAAACUGUACUUUGUGUUUCAUCUCCACUGUUAGACACCAUUUUAGGUGAUGCAGUAAAGACGGUAAACACAUUCUGGCAUUUCGACUUUUUACUCAAGUCUUUAUAAUUUUAGUUUGUCCAAGAGAGACAUAUG
Megalops cyprinoides (Indo-Pacific tarpon) is the source of this 2047-nucleotide messenger RNA. It is a transcript of the gene cpped1, whose product is annotated as calcineurin-like phosphoesterase domain containing 1. Bases 93 to 1022 code for a protein of 309 amino acids. NCBI's taxonomy places the organism in Eukaryota, Metazoa, Chordata, Actinopteri, Elopiformes, Megalopidae. The record is from RefSeq and is a predicted model, not a curated record. The transcript has 4 exons. Gene Ontology annotation, molecular function: hydrolase activity.